AUGGGAUUUCAGGUGUUUGACAUUCAAGGCCAGUACCUGUGGAUGUUGACAUCAUCCUUAGAUGCACUGACUGAACCCAAAGGUUUAGCAAUCCUACCCAGCGAGGAACUGAUCGCUGUGGUCGACACAGGUAAUUACCGAAUCAAAGCCUUCAAUCUCCUCCAUCGAGCUGAGAACACUGAGCCCCAGAUAAAGGAGUCUCCUAGCACCAAUUUCUCAUGGAAACAUCCCGAUCAAAAUGACCUUGACAACGACAUGAUGCCUUGA
Messenger RNA from Rodentolepis nana, 267 nucleotides. The record is from the annotation of a GenBank genome assembly. NCBI's taxonomy places the organism in Eukaryota, Metazoa, Platyhelminthes, Cestoda, Cyclophyllidea, Hymenolepididae.